CUUAGGUGUGGUGUGAAGCACUACACAAAAUGGCGAAGAUUGAUUUUCAAACACUUGAGUGACAGACGAUAUUUAUUUGUACAUUAUUUAAAAAAUCACAAUGGCAGAUGUUGAGGUGGAUUUAGCAAAGCUUCCUCAAGGCAUAAAUGAACAAUUGCGCGAGCUUGAACUUGAGCUGUCAGAGGGUGACAUCACACGAAAAGGCUAUGAUAAGAAAAGAUCACGUUUGCUAAACCCAUAUGUCAACAAAAGUCCACCUCAACAAAUUUCUGGGCAAAAUGCACCCAGUCCAAAAACAGCGGCAAACAGGAAGGAGGCCAGAAGGGUCACAAGGGAAGACAAUAGAUAUCAUUCAGAAGUUCGAACGGAAGCAGUGAUGCAGGCUUUAGCUCAGCACAAUAAAAGGGUACCAGUGAUGCCAUUACCUUCAAAGCGUACAUCUGUUAAUUAUAAAGGUCAAGAACGACCCAGACAUGAAUCGUCAUCCGAUGACGACAGUAUCUUUGGUGAAGACCAGAAUCGUGACUUUCUACGAGGAGGCAGGUUACGUGAUAGUGGUGCUAGUUCGUCUUCCUACUCUGACCAUUCCCCUCACCAUCAGGGGCGUGACCAAAGACCACAAAGUGCAAUGUUCUUUUUACCUGGCAACACGUCCAGGGCUGUCUCAGAUGUCCACCAUUCCAGACAUUCACAACCAAUUUCUCAACCACCGGAUGUAACAAACAAUGCAAAGAGUAUGAGACAAGCUGAUCGUGUUGGACCCUACGCUGCCUCACACGUCUCCUCUGUAAGGAUGACUAACACAGGCAGUGUGACAGGGAUGGAGGAUGUCAAUGGCUCAAGACACCAAGGAAAAGUUUCUGCCAAGAUUCAACAAUUGCUCAACACAUUAAAAAGACCUAAAAGAAAACCAUUAAAAGAAUAUUUUGUAGAGGAUGAUGAAGCUUUAGAAGCUCCAGUUCCUGACCCCAAUGCACCAAAACCAGAAGGAAACAUUCUAACACCAGUUGCUGGUGAACAAUUAACUACCCCCUCAGGAUUACCCAGAAAUCUGGAGGCAGCAUUACAAAGAUAUGGUUCUUCUACGUAUAAAGCUAAUGCUGUUACUGUCCUGGACCAAAGUGGAAAACCAUCAUUAAAUUUAACCUAUGGAAAAUUAUUAAACCGAACACAGAAAAUAGCCUAUAGUUUAUUACAUAAAACGGGACAGAAGAGUGGAGAUGGCGCCAUUAAACCAGGAGAUAGGGUUGCCUUAGUUUACCCUAACAAUGACCCAAUAUCGUUUAGCUGUGCUUUCUAUGGUUGUUUAGUAGCUGGAGUUGUACCGGUACCAGUAGAAGUUCCCUCAGCAAGACGGUCUAAUCACACCGUUGUUGACCAUUUAUGGGAUGCAGGGAGUGAAGGUAUUGGGUUCAUGUUAGGAAGUUUAAAUGUACAGUGGGGAUUAACAUCAGAAGCCUGUUAUAAAAGUUUAUCAAAAUCUGCCAGUGGGGAAGUCAGUAGUUUUAAAGGCUGGCCUAAACUUCACUGGUUUCUAACAGACAAUUUAACCAAACCACACAAAGACUGGCAACCUCCGCCUAAAGUCUCAGAGGAUAUACCUGCUUAUGUAGAAUAUACACAAGGCAAAGAUGGAAGUACCAUGGGAGUAACUGUAACAAGGAGCAGUAUGCUAUGUCACGCUAGAACGCUUACAGUGGCAGCUAAUUAUACAGAAGGUGAAGUGAUGGUUUGUGUAUUAGAUUUUAAACGUGAAUUGGGAUUGUGGCAUGGAAUUUUAUGUAGUGUAUUUAAUGGCAUGCAUGUGAUAUUUGUUCCCUAUUCUCUGAUGAAAGUUGAUCCUGCCUCAUGGAUGAAAAUGGUCACCAAAUAUAAAGCUUCAGUUGCAAUUGUGAAGUCUAGAGACAUGCAUUGGGGUCUGUUAGCACAGAAAGACCAUAAAGAUAUAAACUUUAGUGCUUUACGUCUCUUACUGGUGGCCGAUGGGGCUAACCCUUGGUCUCUGACUUCCUGUGAUGCUUUUUUUAAUGCGUUCCAAAGCAAAGGACUGAAAUCUGAUGCAAUCUGUCCAUGUGCCACUUCUGUAGAGGGCCUUACAGUAUCGGUGAGAAGACCUGGUAGAACAAGUGCUAGUGCAACAGGUCGUGGUAUUUUAUCUAUGUUAGGGUUAAGUCAUGGUGUGGUAAGAGUGGACAGUGAAAAUAGUUUAACUUCUUUAACACUCCAGGAUUGUGGUCAAGUGAUGCCAGGAGCUGUGAUGAUUGUGAUAAAAGUUGAUGGGUUACCAUAUCUCUGUAAGACAGAUGAAGUUGGAGAGUUGUGUGUCUGUGCUGGUUACACAGGCAGUAAUUACUGGGGUCUACAGGGGGUUACCAGUAAUACCUUUCAGAUACAACCACUUAACAAUGAUGGCCGACCUAUAGGAGACAAAUUAUAUGUACGGACAGGGUUGUUAGGAUUCCUAGGGCCAGGUGGUUUAGUAUUUGUAUGUGGUAGUAAAGAAGGUCUGAUGCAGGUAUCAGGCAGACGGCAUAAUACAGACGAUAUAAUAGCAACAGUAUUGGCAGUAGAACCAAUGAAGUUUAUUUACCGUGGACGAAUUGCUGUGUUUUCAAUCAAUAUACUUAAAGAUGAACGAAUUGUGAUUGUAGCAGAACAGAGACCAGAUUGUUCAGAGGAAGAGAGUUUCCAAUGGAUGAGCAGAGUUUUGCAGGCCGUAGAUAGUAUACACCAAGUUGGGGUCUUUUGUUUGUCUCUAGUCCCACAUAAUUAUUUACCAAAGACUCCACUGGGUGGUAUACAUUUACAUGAGACAAAGAAAAGAUUCUUAGAAGGAAGUUUACAUCCAGCUAAUGUGCUCAUGUGUCCACAUACAUGUGUUACAAAUCUACCAAAACCAAGAGAAUUCAAACCAGAUGUGACACCCUCAGCAGUUCAUGUUGGUAACAUUGUACAGGGAGCAAGAAUGGCUUGGGCUCAAGGGAGAGAACUCACGUCUUCAGACGAAGAAACAGAUAACGCUAAAAAGCACCAGUUUUUAACGGAGAUUUUACGCUGGAGGUCACAGUCCACACCUGAUCAUAUAUUAUUUACAAUGCUCAAUUCUAAGAUUCAAGGGAAAUGGCCUUACCAGAUUCAGCCACAAUUACAAAUGACAUGUUCACAGUUACAUAAGAGAGCAGAAAGAAUAGGUUGUAUGUUAAUGGAGAAAGGGAGAUUAAAUACGGGAGAUCAUGUUGCUCUCAUUUACCCUCCAGGUAUAGAAUUAAUAGCUGCUUUCUAUGGUUGUUUGUAUGUGGGUUGUGUUCCUGUGACGAUACGACCGCCCCACCCACAGAAUAUUGCCACCACAUUACCAACAGUUAAAAUGAUAGUUGAAGUCAGCAAAGCAUCAGCUAUAUUAACCAGUUCUAUGGUACUCAAGCUGAUGAAAUCAAAGGAAGCCAUCUCUAUAGUUGAACCAAAGUCAUGGCCUUCAUUUAUAGACACAGAUGAUUUAAGCAAGAAGAAAAUCCAAGCCAUUUACCGAGCUCCUACUCCAGAAAUGAUUUGUUAUCUGGACUUCAGUGUUUCUACUACAGGGAUGUUAGCAGGUGUUAAGAUGUCUCAUGCUGCUGCUACAGCACUUUGCAGAGCAAUCAAACUUCAAUGUGAAUUUUACCCUUCAAGGGAUGUAACUCUGUGUUUAGAUCCAUAUUGUGGAUUAGGCUUUGUUCUAUGGUGUCUCACUAGUAUAUAUUCAGGUCAUCAUUCCAUUCUGAUAGCUCCGUCAGAAGUAGAAACAAAUCCAGCCGUGUGGCUCACUGCUGUUAGCAAUUAUAAAGUUCGUGAUACAUUUUGUUCGUAUGGUGUGAUGGAGUUGUGUACGAGAGGACUGGGAACAUCAACAGCCACCUUAAAGGCUCGUGGUGUCAAUUUAUCAUGUGUCCGUACCUGUUGUGUAAUAUCAGAGGAGCGUCCAAGGAUACAGCUGACCACAUCUUUCACUAAAUUAUUUGCCAAUCUCGGUCUUUCUCUGAGAGCUGUCAGUACAAGUUUUGGUUGUAGGGUCAACUUAGGCAUGUGCUUACAAGGAGCAUCCUGUCCUAAUUGUACCACAGUAUAUGUAGAUAUGAGAGCCCUCAGAAAUGAUAGAGUAACUCUGGUAGAGAAAGGAAGUCCUCAUAGUCUUUGUGUAAUGGAGUCGGGCAAGCUUCUGCCUGGAGUAAAAGUUGUGAUAGCUAACCCAGACACAAAAGGACAGUGUGCAGAUUCACAUUUAGGAGAGAUCUGGGUACACAGCCCCCAUAAUGCAGCAGGAUAUUCCAGUAUCUAUGGGGAUGAUUCCCUACACGGAGACCAUUUUGAUUCCCGUCUCGCUACAGGAGAUAUCCAUACUUCCUAUGCUAGGACGGGAUAUUUGGGAUUUGUCCGCAGAACAGAUCUGACACAAAGUGAUGGAGGUCGCCAUGAUGCUAUUUUUGUUGUUGGAUCUUUAGAUGAGACUGUGAUGUUAAGAGGAAUGAGAUAUCAUCCCAUAGAUAUAGAAACUAGUGUUCUACGUUCUCAUAGGAAGAUAUGUGAAUGUGCUGUGUUUACAUGGACUAAUUUACUAGUAGUUGUAGUUGAACUGGAAGGACAUGAAAACGAGGCUCUUGACCUUGUUCCCUUGGUAACCAAUGUGACAUUAGAAGAACAUUAUCUAAUAGUUGGUGUUGUUGUCGUUGUCGAUCCUGGUGUCAUCCCCAUCAACUCUCGAGGAGAGAAACAACGCAUGCAUCUACGUGACGGUUUCCUGGCGGACCAGCUGGACCCAAUCUAUGUCGCCUAUAAUAUGUAAACACACCAUCUAUGUCACCUAUUAUAUGUAACAUUUCGAAGAAAUAAUCACACAUACAAGAAAUUCAAGAAUUGCCUGUUUGGUUCAUUCUUUCCAUAAUGGUUGAUUCAUGUCUCAAUUGAAGCUUACAUGCUAUCAUUAAAAGUGUGCAGAACAUGGAAAGCUAUGUCGCCUAUAAUAUGUAGACAACCAUGUAUGUCGCCUAUUUAAUGUAACAUUAGGAAGAAAUAAUCAUUAACCAGAGUUCUUGAAAUCUUUUUCCCCUUGGUGGUCCUUUAGGGAAAUAUGCUGGUAUUAACUAUUAUUUCUAUUGCAAAAUACUGAAAUUGUGCCGAUCCAAUGCAAAUUUUGGUGGUCAAAACCUUAGGAUCACAUUUUGAGAACUCUGCAUUAGCAUACUAGAAAAUCAAGAAUUUGCCUGUUUGACAAUUGAUUUGUUUGAAUUUAUGAGUGUCUCAUGUCUAAUUGAAGCUUACAUGCUAUCAUUGUAAAAAAAGUGCACAGAACAUGGCACUCUUCUAGGAAAAGAGUUCUGAAGUCGGUUUCACAAAAAAAGUUGCAAUUUAUAAACAAUUCAAUAUACUUAAGAUCAAUCUUAGUGGUAAGUUUUUAUGUGAAUCCGACUUCUGGUUAUAGUUUCUUUAUAGUGUAUUUCAAAUACACAAAGUCAUCGAAAAUUCAUCCCAUUCUUCAAUAUAGUAGAUCUGAAGUUCAUAUUAUUUCUUUUAUUACUUUGCAAAUAUGAUGUGAGUUAAUUCCCUUUAUCGUACUUCCUGUUAGGAAAACAGUGCAAUGCAAUCCCACCUAAAUGUUAUCAUUCCCUGAUCAUUGUUAUCAAGUAUAAGUUAGUAUGCAUGCUUAGGCAGAUUGUAGAUAAUAGGAACAUAAUAUAGAAAUGUUAAACCAGAUAGAUAAGGAUAUCUUAUAAAGAUUUUAUUGCCAUUCUGAUUUAAAACCUUACAUUUUGUAUUUGGAUGAAGAGAGCUGAUUAUGAUACACUGAGGGAUAUUCCAUUUAAAUGUGUGUGGAAGGGUAGGAAGGGACUUUUGAAAUAUCCCUACAAACAAGAGCUAUUUUAUGCCCCACCUAUGAUAGUAAAGGGGUAGUAUGUUUUCUGGUCUGUGCAUGCGUUCAUCUGUUUGUCCAUUUGUCUAUCUGUCCAGCUUCAGGUUAAAGAUUUUGGUCAAGGUUGUUUUUAAUGAAGUAUAAGUCAAAUCAACUUGAAUCUUAGUUUUACGGUCCACUGAAUAUAGAAAAUGAUAGUGCAAGUGGGGUUAUCGUUGUACUAUGGACACAUUCUUUGCUUGAAAUAAUUUUCCAUAAUGGUAAUAUGUAUACUGAACACAGACCCUUUACUCAAUGAUUAAACUUCCCUUCAUACCCUCCCACAUACUUUUUAAUGGAAUAGUCCUGAUGAUUAUUGAUAAAAGAAUUGUAAUAAUCAGAAUACUUGUACAUGUAAGUGGCCAGUAUGUUAGAGGUGUGUACAGUCUAAAAGGUUCGAUUUUGACAAAUUUAUGUUAAAAUAAUAAUUCAAGGAACAGUAUUGUUAAGAAUUUGGGCAUUUUGUUAUAUCUUUAUUUUCUUGUAACUUUUGAAAAAACUUUUUGACAAGAAAUUAGUACUGCAAGCCAGUUCCUAAGAAUCAAUAAUGCUGAUUUUGAAAAUUAUUAUUUUGAAAAAGUUUGUGAUUUUCUUUUUCAUACACCACAGGAAAGAGAUGUCACCUUCAUUUGUGAGGAAAAGAGAAAGUGUAUGUAUAAGAAAAGUCUAAUAUAUAUAUACUAACCUAAACAUUUUUUAUUUAAGUGUUCUGCUAUUCAACAAUGGAGCUGUUAUUUUAUAUUAACCCAAAAAUAAAACCAAGAAUUUUAUAAUAUGUUUACUUAGUCAUGUUAUCCACACAGAAAUAGUGCUUUAGUUUACUUGAUAUAUUUGUUUUUGUUUUAUGUAUAAUUUGUUAAAACUUAUGUAAAGUAAGUUAAAUCUAUUUUAUUAAUUUCUUUUUUUGCUUUUCUUAUUUAACUUAUCACAACUUGUUUGGAAAAUAAUAACAUAGAAGAAGGAUAUAAUAUUUUACAGUAAAACCGAGGUCCUUAAAAGUCUGGGUAUAAGGUCCUUGGUCCAUUCAUGUUAUAAGAGGUCCUCUUUUCAUUGGAAGUCCAGUGGAAAUCUGUUUUGUUUUGUUUGAAUAAUAACAGUAAAUAAAAGACAGUAGUUUGUUGUAGUUGCUAACAAUUGUUUUGAUACCAAUUUUCAUGGGUAUAGGUGAACCCCAAAAGUUAUGUAUUCAGCCAAAAAAAAAGGAUUUCCUUUUAUGAAUAAUUUGCCAAAACCAUGAAAUCAAGUAUCAACAAGCACACAGUUUAUUCUAAAUUAACAGAAAUUUGUAUCAACAAAUAAAAAUAAAAAUGUGAUAGCUAACCUACCUUAAACAUGACUUCAUUUUUGAGGUGUGCAUAAUAAAACAUAAAUAUGUAGAAUGACUACAUUUCUGUUUUUUUACCGUAUUAACAGACCUCAUUUGUGUGAACAGUUUGUUUUUUGGAAAAAUGUCACAUAGGGCCAUCGAGAAAAGUAAUGUCUAGAUUAAGGCUUCCUGUUCACAUAUACUUAACCCAUGUUUAAUUUUCAUAGAAUUAUCAGGGUAAUUCUUAAAAUCUAUACAAACCAAGUAAAUGGUCAACUUUUGCAAAUUGUAUUCUAGAAAUUUGAACCAUGACAUUUUUUAUUUUAUUUAUUUUAUAACAGAAACAGAUUGCAUUUGAUAUUUACUGUACAAUACUUCAUGAAUUUUUAUGUUAAUAUUUGAAUAUAUGUAUCUUAUUUGAUAAUUACUAAGAUAGCUUGAAAAAAUUUAAAGUUUGAAAUUAUUUUGCAGUUUUGAUAUUGGAUCUGAUUUUCUUUCGAAUUUACAUCUCAAUUAUUGCAUAAACUAACCAUUUUCUCUCAAAGCUAUCUCUAACAUAUAUUUUAAUUUUUAGACAAGGUCUUUCUAUUAAACCCAUUAUCUGGGCUUGAUUUAAAUAGUGUACAUUUGAGCUUAACAUUUAUUUGAUAUUUAACUGAGCUUUUUUUCGGUUCACUUAGUUCAUAAAACACUUAAACGAUUCUAGCAUUUAUACACCCUUGGCCUUUUUAGGUUCACUUUGUUCAUAUAACACUUCAAAAGUUGUAGUAUUUAUAUAUUCUUGGCUUACAAAUUUUGUGUGAGCUUGGCUGAUGAAGGUAAAUCUAGUAAAAGCAUUUUUGACAUACCAAAUUUAUAGUUUUUUUUUAAAUAAUGCAACCAAAAUGUACUAAAAACAGCAGUUACAAAAUUGUUUAAAUUUUUUUGUUACUGAAAACAAGUUAACAUGCCCCCACUAUUUAGAAAUAUUUUGUCCCCAAAUUUACAUCAUAAUGUUUGUUUGUUUUUACACACGUAUUAAUGUAUGUAAGUAAAUAUUUCAGUUAAUACUUGUAUAAAGUAAACAUUAAUGUGUAGCAAAGCUAUUCUUUUUAAAAGUGCUGUGUAAUAUUUUUGUACAUAGAUCAUUUCUUAUUUGUGUACAAUGUAUGUGUGGUGAGUGUGCAAAAGUGAUUUGUGUAUUCAAGUGUGCAUAUGUGAAUAUGAGCAUGAUAAAAAUUGAUGUGCAAUAUUUUUUAUACAUUAGUCUUAUUGUUAAUAAUUUAUAGGGACUGUUUCAAGAUAUUGAUUUUAAGAGGUUUUGAACACAAAACUUCUUAUGCACAUUUUAAAUCAUGAAUUUGAACGUUAAAGUUAAUGUUAAAUAAAACCAUAAUAAGAAAAAGAAAAUGAAGAUUUUCAAAGCACAGGUCCACCUUUUGAUGCAAUCAUUAUUUAUCUGAAAUAAGGCCAUAGGAAAAUUGUUAAAAAUCAAGGAUUUACUUUUGUUCUUGAUACUUCUAGAAUGUCAAAAACUGAAAAUAGGAAAAAUGAAAGUCUUCUUACAUAUUUGUAUUGAUGUAUUAACUGGUUAACAUCUUGUCAGAUUAACAAUAUUUUCAUUUCAUAGAAGAACAAAAACCUCAAUAUUUUGAAACAAUCCCUUAGUUUCACUCAAAUAAAAUGCAAUCUUUUCAAUCAUGGAUCAAUUUCUGUAUAAAAUAAUGACAAAAGAUAAUAACUGCAGUAUCCAGGUUAUCCAAUGACUUAGAAAUAAAAAAAAAAAAAUGGUUUCAUUUUGACAAGGAUUUGUAUAGUAAGUCUUACUAUACAAAUCCUUGAUUUUGAAAUUAAAAUAUUAGUAAGUUAGGAUACUGGUUUUAUAGAUAUGCAUUUCGUUUAAAAGAAAAUCAGUUAGAUGACACCACUUUUCAAAGAUUUUUGAUUAUUGAAACCAAGCACCAUCAUUUUAUUGAUUUUCUAUAAGAAUUGAACCCAUCCAAGAGGUGUUCACUUAUCAUCAUUUUCAAAAAACUGAAAUAUUCAAAUCAUCUACAAAAAAUGCAAAAGAUAGUUAUUUAUUUGUGUGAUUGAGAUUUGAUCAUAUGGUUAUCAUGUGAUCAUUUUUCUUGUCAUGUGACCUUAAAUGUUGAUCAUGUGAUUGUUAUGUUCCUGCUUGUGUGUAUAAGUAGCUAAUACAUAAAUUAUUCUUGUGAAAUUUGUACUGUUUUAAUAUAAGUUUUUGUAUGUCUUAAAAAUCAUGGGACUUAUUCUAUUCCCAAGCUAAAAAUAAAUUAAGCUAUUAAAACACAGAAA
This is a messenger RNA of Mytilus trossulus (common blue mussel), 9524 nucleotides long. Its product is annotated as disco-interacting protein 2 homolog C-like. The record is from RefSeq and is a predicted model, not a curated record. The transcript is spliced from 42 exons. NCBI's taxonomy places the organism in Eukaryota, Metazoa, Mollusca, Bivalvia, Mytilida, Mytilidae. Bases 101 to 4819 code for a protein of 1572 amino acids.